CUUUGGCUUCAUUUUUGCAGUUGUUUUAAUUUCUCAAGACAUCAAAAACCAUGGUGUUAUCUAAGACAGCUUCUCAGACCGAUGUCUCGGUUCACUCCACUUUUGCCUCUCGCCAUGUCCGAAACUCACUUUCCAGGUUCAAGAUGCCUGAGGACUCCAUACCUAAAGAGGCGGCGUUUCAGAUCAUCAAUGACGAGCUCAUGCUCGAUGGAAACCCAAGGCUAAACCUUGCCUCUUUUGUUACUACCUGGAUGGAACCUGAAUGCAAUAAGCUUAUCAUGGACGCCAUUAACAAGAACUACGUUGACAUGGAUGAGUACCCUGUCACCACCGAGCUUCAGGUACAUAUACAUAUAUAUAUACAUAUACAAAUUUUCUUUCAGUUUUUCUCACAAUAUGUACUUUUGAUGCAGAAUCGUUGUGUGAACAUGAUAGCACAUUUGUUCAACGCGCCACUAGGGGACUCUGAGGCCGCCGUCGGAGUGGGAACAGUCGGGUCGUCGGAGGCGAUCAUGUUGGCUGGUCUAGCUUUCAAGAGAAAGUGGCAGAACAAGCGUAAGGCACAAGGCAAACCUUACGAUAAGCCCAACAUCGUGACCGGAGCCAAUGUUCAAGUGUGCUGGGAGAAAUUCGCCAGGUACUUUGAGGUAGAGCUCAAGGAAGUCAAGCUGAGGGAAGGCUACUAUGUGAUGGAUCCCAUCAAGGCUGUCGAAAUGGUCGACGAAAAUACCAUCUGCGUAGCGGCGAUCUUAGGCUCGACCCUUAACGGAGAAUUCGAAGACGUCAAGCUUCUAAAUGAUCUCUUGGUGGAGAAAAACAAGGAAACCAGAUGGGAUACGCCAAUUCAUGUAGAUGCAGCUAGUGGUGGGUUCAUUGCACCAUUCUUGUACCCUGAGCUUGAAUGGGACUUUAGGCUACCACUUGUGAAGAGUAUUAAUGUUAGUGGCCAUAAAUAUGGGCUUGUUUAUGCUGGGAUCGGUUGGGUUAUCUGGAGAAGCAAGGAGGACUUGCCUGAAGAACUUAUUUUCCACAUUAACUACCUUGGUGCUGAUCAACCCACUUUCACUCUCAAUUUCUCCAAAGGUUCCAGCCAAGUCAUUGCUCAGUACUACCAACUGAUUCGAUUGGGUCACGAGGGAUACAAGAAUGUGAUGGAGAAUUGCCAUGAAAAUGUCAUGGUCCUUAAACAAGGAUUGGAGAAAACAGGACGUUUCGACAUCGUGUCAAAGGACGACGGGGUGCCCUUGGUGGCCUUUUCUCUAAAGGACAACAAACGGCACGACGAGUUCAAGAUAUCGGAGAUGUUGCGUCGAUAUGGUUGGAUCGUGCCGGCAUACACCAUGCCGGCGGAUGCUCAGCAUGUCACCGUGCUCCGUGUCGUCAUCAGGGAAGACUUCUCUCGCACGUUGGCCGAGCGGCUUGUGCUUGACAUCCAAAAAGUGGUCCAUGAGCUCGACGACCUCCCCGCCAAGCUCAAUGCCAAGCAGGAACAAUGCAAAAAUGGCAGUAUGAAGAAGACUGCCAUUGAGACACAGAGGGAAAUCACUGCCUACUGGAAGAAAUAUGUAACCCAGAGGAAAACUAACAAAACCCAGAUUUGUUAGAACUUUGUUCAAACACUAUUACACAAAAUUUUCAUCUCAAAAUCUUUUUAUUUCCUUUAACUUUUAGU
Hibiscus syriacus is the source of this 1672-nucleotide messenger RNA. RefSeq names its product glutamate decarboxylase 4-like. Gene Ontology annotation, biological process: L-glutamate catabolic process. The record is from RefSeq and is a predicted model, not a curated record. NCBI's taxonomy places the organism in Eukaryota, Viridiplantae, Streptophyta, Magnoliopsida, Malvales, Malvaceae. Gene Ontology annotation, cellular component: cytosol. The coding region runs from base 51 to 1604 and encodes 517 amino acids. The transcript has 5 exons. Gene Ontology annotation, molecular function: pyridoxal phosphate binding; glutamate decarboxylase activity.